UUAAAGAAUUCAAUCCAUGUACUGAAAUAAUGGAAAUCUGCAGGAACCAUGGAACAGCCAGAGAAGAGGAACCACCGAGUUGUGUCGAAGAUUUGACACUUCGUCCGUUUUAGAGGCAGUUUGAUUAUGACGGAGUACUGCUAUGGUUUUAGAAGAAAGGAGGGUCGGGUAGCUAAUUGUUUUAUUUAGCUAGCAGGCUAGCGUUGGAGCUCUGGUAUGUUAGCUUGUAUGCUAGCAGGCUAGCACAGAUCAGGGGGAGGGGAGAGUUCCUCUGCUUUGAAAUUGUUUCAGAUCAGCUAGCUGACGUUAGCAUUAGCACACCAGGGACUAACAUUUUAAGAUGAAGUUUGUUUUUAGUUCUCGAGUUGGCAUUUCUUAUCGCUUUUAACUUUUCCGACGUUGUAUUCAGCGAUAGCCUGUCCAUGUUGUGUUAAUGCGGACUGUUUGAUGUUAUAGAUACUGGGGUCGCAAGCUUGUGGCUAACCAAAUCAGACAAUACAUUUCAAAUAGGAUUGAUGAAUCGAAUAGCUAUAAGCCUACAGUUGACGCUAUCUGGCUGCCUGUCUAACAUUAGCUUAGCUUCGAGGUUAGCAGUGGCUAGCGCCGGUUAGAAGUUGCCCGACUAGCUCAAGCUAGCAAGCUGCGCUUUAACUGCAUAUUUACAACCGAGCAUCGCUGCGCCGGCGAUAGAUCGGCUCUUGCCCCUGGGGUGAUUGAGACAAUGGACUUUAACGUUACGACUGCGCAGUGAAAAGGAUGAGUUCGUGCUUUGUACCAAACGGGGCCAGUUUGGAGGACUGCCACUCCAACAUCUUCUGCUUGGCGGAUUUGACUGGAAUAAAGUGGCGACGGUUUGUGUGGCAAGGACCCACCUCCUCGCCCAUCCUUUUCCCGUUUACUGAGGAGGACCCAAUUUUGUACAGUUUUAGCCGAUGCUUGGCAGCCGACGUGCUGAGCGUUUGGAGGAGACACCACACCCAGGGUCGGAGGGAGCUCUGGCUCUUCUGGUGGGGGGAUGACCCCAGUUUCGCAGAGCUCAUCCACAAUGAGCUCUCGAGUGAGGAGGAUGGUGAGUGGGAGAGUGGCCUGUCCUAUGAGUGUCGAACACUCCUAUUCAAAGCCAUUCACAACCUGCUGGAGCGCUGUCUCAUGAACCGGGGCUUCGUUCGGAUCGGCAAGUGGUUUGUCAAGCCAUAUCAGAAGGAGGAGAAAAUCAUCAAUAAAAGCGAGCACCUGUCCUGCGCGUUCACCUUCUUCGUCCACGGCGAUAGCAACGUGUGCACCAGCGUGGAGAUCGCUCAACACCAGCCCCUCCAGAGACUGGGCGAGGAGCACCUCAGUCUCGCCCAGCAGAGCUCCAACCCUUUGCAAGUUAUCCUCAGUCCGUACGGCUUGAACGGGACCCUCACCGGCCAGGCUUUCAAGAUGUCCGACCACCCUACUCAGAAGCUCAUCGAGGAGUGGAGGCAGUUUUAUCCCAUUGGUCCCAACCCUAAGGAGGUCCAUGAAGAUAAGAUGGAAGACACUGAUUGGGAGGAUGACUCCCUUGCAGCUGUGGAGGUCCUUGUCGCUGGAGUGCGGAUGGUUUAUCCUUCCUGCCUGGUGCUCCUCCCCCUGCUGGAUCUCCCCACCGUGGUAUCUCAGGGCUCGAGCAACACUCCAGGAAGCCAGUGUGCCGCUCAGCAAGGCCAGGCCGCGCACAAAGACCCUGCCAUGUCCUCCGUCACCCUGACUCCUCCCACGUCGCCGGAGGAGGCUCACACGGAUUAUCGGCCCGCCCAGAGGUGGCUCAAGUUGUCGUCUGCAUCCGAUUGCUACAACUCUAAUAACAGUCUUCACGGGGGGAAAAUCCCUCGUGGGCUCGCCAGCCAGAUGGUGGAGUCGGUGUGGCAGGAGUACAACACAAACCGCACAGGGAGCAAGAGAAAGUUUACAACUUUGACAAACGGGGCCGUUGAAGAGGAACCAGAUAAAACGGCAGUCUGGAAUUUUGUGGAACCAGCACACAGACCGCCAUGUAACUGCUCAAGACAUAAGAAUCUGAAGCAGCGAUGCAGCAGCACCUCAGGACACCCGUCUUCGUCUGGCCAGCCCGCUCAGCCGGCCGCCAAGCACAAGCUGAGCGAGAAGAUGGAGAAGGGGGAGAAGCAGCAGCGGAGGCCGCAGACCCCCUUCCACCACCGCAACUCCGUCAGCGAGGAGCUGUCCAUGGAGCCGCAGACGCCGCGGCUGUGCUCCCGGCCGCAGGAGGAGAGCUCCUACCCCAGCCUGCACCACGUGGACACGGUGCCCAAAGCCCCCAUGCUCCACGCGCACGGCCUUCUCACCGACCUGGGCUCGCCGCCCCCGCCUCCCCUCAGCCCCCACCCCUGCGAUCACGCAGAAAGCGACAUGACCCCGGGCGGCAUGAAAACCUGCUCCACCCCCAUCCACCAGCCGUUCUACCCGCCGUCCGUGGAGCCCUGCCUGGUGCCGCAGAAAGGCUCGUCCGGGGAGUCUCCUUUAGAGAGCAUGCCCAUGCCUUUGCCCUUCCCCCCCGCCUACAGCGAAUCCAUGGAGCCCACUGUGUUUGUGGGCUCGGCUAUAAACCCCACGGAAGACUCUUCUCACAACCCCUGGAGAUACUUCAACCUGCCGAGGAGGAAGGACUCCAACUUCGUGACGCCCCAGCUACCGGUGGAUAAAAUCCGCGAGGACAACAGGGGGGGAACUGAAACCCCGGCCUCCGCCACAGAAACUAUGUGCGACUCAUCGCAACCCCUGAAGGUGUCCCAAGAGCUGGUGAGGACCUACGCCCAGCGGAGAAACAGCCAUCUCGUCUCCAUCGGGGGGGACGAAGAGCACGGCGAGGAGCCCGACCCGUACGCCUUUGUGGAGGGAGACGAGGAGUUCAGCUUUAUCGAGAAGAGAGACAAGGCCGCCGCUGAGAAAGAAGGCGGCAAGAAACACAAGUUGGAUGAAGGAGCUGGAACUGGAACAGACGACGGUCAGGGUCCGUCAGGCAGCAAACCGUUAUCCUCCACCAGCCUCAUCCACGAGAACGACCUGGCCGUGUCCUACAGUGACCUGGACAAAAUUUUCAACUCAGAUGAAGAUGAACUAGCACCGGGAUCAAAAAGAGCGGGAAUUGCUACGGAGGGAAAGUUUGGGAGCAAAGAGACCAAGCCAGCCUCAAUCGAUCAACUGUCGGGUUUAAGUUCAGUAGACCUGCACGUGAUGUUUCCCACCCCUCCCUCUGCGGAGAACCAGGGCUACUCCCCCAUGAACUCCGGGAGUAAAGACACUCUGGAAACGGGGACGGGGCUCACCCUGCUGGACGGCAGCCAGCUCAACAGCCACUUUAAGAUGGAGGUGGAGGAGGGUUUCUGCAGCCCCAAACCGUCGGAAAUAAAGGAUUUCUCCUUUGUGUACAAGCCAGAGACGUGUCAGUCAUUCAUCGGCUGCUCCAUGUACGCUCCCCUCAAGACGCUACCCAGCCGUUGUCUUUUGCCCGUCAAACUGCCAGGGGAUUGUGUGUACACGCCCAGCUGGACCAUGGGAAAAUUGGACCUGAUGCCCCAAGUAUCAAACGUGAACCUCCUCAUCAAAGACGGGAAUCUCCCGAGUGUGGAGCCAGACUACAGCCAGACCUACACCCCCCAAACCCACACGCCCUUCCUGCCUGGCAGCGCCCCGCCCAGCAACAGCGGCACCGGCAUCUUGCCCUCUCCAGCCACCCCGCGUUUCUCCGUGCCCACACCGCGCACCCCACGCACUCCUCGCACCCCCCGUGGCCCGUCCAGCGUCCAGGGCUCCCUCAAGUACGACAACUCUGACCUGUAUUCGCCAGCGUCCACCCCCUCCACCUGCCGGCCCCUCAGCUCCGUGGAGCCAGCCACCGUGCCCUCCAUCCCGGAGGCCCACAGUCUCUACGUCACCCUCAUCCUCUCCGAGUCGGUCAUGAACCUUUUCAAGGACUGCAACUUCGACAGCUGCUGCGUGUGCGUCUGCAAUAUGAACAUUCGCGGCGCCGACGUGGGCGUGUACCUGAAGGACAACGGCGACGCCCAGUACACGUGCACCUGCGGCUUCAGCGCCGUCACCAACCGGCGCUUCGGCCAAUCGGCCGGCCUGUUCCUGGAAGACGAGCUGGACGUGGUGGGACGCGGCUCGGACGCCGGCCGGGACACGGAGCGCUGUUUCGAGGAGCUCAGGCUUUCUGCAUCACACAAGGGGGGCGGUCCGAGGGAAAAGUAUCCAGACGAGCUCAUCCUGCUGCUGCAGGAUCAAUGCACUAACCCGUUGGCCCGCAUGGCCGGCGUGGAGAGCUCCAAGCCGAGGUCCGCCCUGAGUUCAUUCCUGCGAGUGGAGGAGCGAGACUGUUAUAACGACUGCUACAUGGCUCUGGAGCACGGCAGGCAGUUCAUGGACAACAUGUCCGGAGGCAAAGUAGACGAAACACUAGUGAAAAGCACCUGUCUCCACCAGUGGCCAAAAUCCAAAUCAGCCGACAUAAGCAAGCUGUUCUCUCAGGAAGUGCUGCGGGUACUGCUGUCCCUCCAGCCGGUCCUACAGGACACCAUUCAGAAGAAGAGGAGCGUGCGCUCCUGGGGCGUUCAGGGACCUCUCACCUGGCAGCAGUUCCACAAAAUGGCCGGAAGGGGGUCGUAUGGCACAGAUGAGUCUCCGGAGCCUUUGCCCAUUCCCACCUUUUUGGUCGGCUACGAGCACGACUUCGUGGUGCUGUCUCCUUUUGCGCUGCCAUACUGGGAAAAGCUUCUGCUGGAUCCAUACGGCUCCCAAAGGGAUGUGGGAUACGUCGUCAUCUGCCCAGACGUCGAGGCUUUGCUUCGCGGCGCCAGGAGCUUUUUUAAAGAUCUGAGUGCGAUGUAUGAGGCGUGCCAGCUGGGCCAGCACAGGCCCAUCUCUAAGAGCCACCCAGAGGGCAUCGUGACGGUCGGCUCCACAGAAGGCGCUAAUGCGGCUGAACAGCCGCUCAGUGACUGGUUUCUCAAUCUGGCUGCCAGAGAAGGAAACAAUGAGGCCUUGAACAGGCUAAAGCUCUUCGCUCAAGUGUUUCGCCAUGAUCUAGCUCCCUAUUUGUCAGAGCAGUCAUUGGACAGCUCUCUGUUGUCCCAGCGCAAUAGCACCCCAGCUUCCUCCUCCUCCUCCUCCUCCUCCUCCUCGCAGACUUCCAACACCUCCUCAGGACUCCAGAGCACCAACACUACCAGCACCGGCUCUGCCCAGCCUUCCCAGGUCAACAGCACCGCCCCUUCCUCCGCCCCCUUAGGGUCUCAGACCAUCGGUGCCAUGGCCUCCUCCAAGCCAAGCGUGUAUUCGCCGUUCGGGUCAGCGGGCGCUCAGGGCAACGCAACUCAGAACGGACCACAAAUGAACUCGCAGGGGGGAGCGGGCCCGACGGAAAACGGGGCCAGCCAACCUCAAGGGUCCACAGAGACACCGGAAAGCACAAUGGAGAGAGACAAGGUGGGGAAGCCGACAGACGGGGACUCCCACGCCGUGUCCUACCCGCCCGCCAUCGUCGUCUACAUCGUCGACCCCUUCAGCUACGAGGACGCAGACCGAGAGAUCCACUCCAGCACCUUCACGCUCGGCCUGCUGCGCUGCUACAUGGAGAUGCUGCCGUUCCUGCCGGCUCACAUCAGGAACGUCGUCUCGGUGCAGAUCGUCCCGUGCCAGUAUCUGCUGCAGCCGGUGCACAGCGGCGAGCGCCACCUCUACAGCCAGCACCUGAAAUCGCUGGCCUUCUCCGUAUACACUCAGUGCCGCCGGCCUUUACCAACCUCCACCAACUUCAAAACGCUAACGGGCUUCGGGCCGGGGCUGGCCAUCGACAUGGCGCUGAAGAACCCAGAGCGGCCGGAGUGCCUGCGCCUCUACACGCCGCCCUUCAUCCUGGCUCCGGUGAAAGACAAACAGACCGAGCUCGGCGAGACAUUUGGCGAGGCGUCGCAGAAGUACAACGUCCUGUUUGUAGGCUACUGCCUGUCCCACGACCAGCGCUACCUGCUGGCCUCCUGCACUGACCAACACGGAGAGCUGCUGGAGACCUGUAUCAUUAGCAUCGAUGUACCAAACAGAGCUCGCAGGAAAAAGGGCUCCGCCAGACGGGUGGGGCUGCAGAAGCUGUGGGAGUGGUGCGUCGGCCUGGUUCAGCUGACAUCGCUGCCGUGGAGGGUAGUGAUUGGACGACUAGGCAGGAUGGGGCACGGCGAGCUAAGAGACUGGAGUAUUCUGCUGAGCAGGAGGAACUUGCAGUCCCUCAGCAAGCGUCUGAAGGAGAUGUGCAAGAUGUGUGGCAUCUCUGCCGCCGACACUCCCAGCAUCCUUAGCGCCUGUUUGGUUGCCAUGGAACCACAGGGCUCCUUCGUCAUCAUGCCAGACUCCGUGUCCACGGGUUCGGUGUUCGGCCGCAGCACCACUCUCAACAUGCAAACGUCGCAGCUGAGCACGCCACAGGACACGUCCUGCACGCACAUCCUGGUGUUCCCCACCUCCGCCAUGGUGCAGGUCAACACCAACACAGCCGAGCCCAUCGACAUCAACUUCAACCCCAUCAAUCCUGACGGAUCAGACGGAAUGGGCUUUCUUGACCUUUUUGGGAACGACAUGGACCAUGACAUGGACCCGGACCUCAUCAACAUCCUGCCCAACUCCCCAACCACCUCCCCCGUUCACUCUCCUAGUGGGCACUACCAUCAGGGAGGAGAUGGAGGGAAGGGCCCGAGCGCCGAUCGAAUGGAGUCCCACGAGGAAGCGCUCAACAUCCUGCAGCAGCCGAUGGCUUUGGGCUACUUCAUCUCCACAGCCAAAGCCGGACCACUGCCCGACUGGUUCUGGUCGGCCUGCCCUGAGGCCCAGAACCAGUGUCCACUCUUCCUGAAGGCCUCCCUCCACCUGCACGUGUCUUCUGUCCAAUCAGACGAGUUUCUGCACAGUAAACACUCCCACCCACUUGACUCUAAUCAUACCUCUGAUGUGCUCAGAUUUGUUCUAGAGCAAUACAACGCCCUCUCCUGGCUGACGUGCGACCCUGCGACCCAGGACCGGCGCUCCUGUCUGCCUGUUCACUUUGUGGUGCUCACACAGAUGUAUAACUUUAUUAUAAACAUGAUUUGAACUCUUUUGACGGCGAACGAACUGCUGGAGGAAAAAAAAGAAUCACUGAAACUAAGGAUUUUUUGAUUUUUUUGAAGAAUCACAGACACUUAAAAAGGACCUCAAACUCCCAUCAGGGCAGCUUCGGAUCAGGACGCCGUCCUCUUCCAGCCCCACACACACACACUCUUCCCGGUGCGUCUCGCAGAAUCCCGGAAAAGUCCCAUCCGAUCUGAUGCCAAGAAUCCAUUUUAGCAUUUUGGGUGAUCAAGGGACGUUUCGUAAAAAGGAGAAUUAAAAAUGUCUUUUUAACGACUGUAGAUUGCAAUCUAUGAAAUUUUAUCUUAAUGAAAUGCCUGCAUAUAUUAUUUAUUGUAAGUUUUUAAAUGUGGAAUUUUUUUUUCAAAGGGGGUACAAACCUUUCUAUUGCCAUGCUGUAAAGAUGAAGUAAAAAGCUGGCCUGGGCAUUUGUGUCCCACCCAACGAGUGGAUGAGACUUACCUCUCUGUCUGCUUCGAGUCUCCCGCACAGUCACUCAAAGAGCUCUGAAGAGGAAUUAAAGGUACAAUGUCAGAUUAUAUAUUUUAUAUAACAGAUUUAGGUAAUUGUGCGUGUAUAUGUGUACAUAUACUUGUGUGCCGCUACUGAUGGUGCAGCUUCUGUUUUAGGAAUAAAGUGCGUCUACCUUA
This is a messenger RNA of Oryzias melastigma (Indian medaka), 7790 nucleotides long. Its product is annotated as mediator of RNA polymerase II transcription subunit 13-like. Gene Ontology annotation, biological process: regulation of transcription by RNA polymerase II. Gene Ontology annotation, cellular component: mediator complex. Gene Ontology annotation, molecular function: transcription coregulator activity. NCBI's taxonomy places the organism in Eukaryota, Metazoa, Chordata, Actinopteri, Beloniformes, Adrianichthyidae. The record is from RefSeq and is a predicted model, not a curated record.